This is a messenger RNA of Maudiozyma barnettii, 1059 nucleotides long. It is a transcript of the gene AHA1, whose product is annotated as Aha1p. The transcript has a single exon. Gene Ontology annotation, biological process: positive regulation of ATP-dependent activity; protein folding. Bases 1 to 1059 code for a protein of 352 amino acids. Gene Ontology annotation, molecular function: protein-folding chaperone binding; ATPase activator activity. Lineage: Eukaryota; Fungi; Ascomycota; Saccharomycetes; Saccharomycetales; Saccharomycetaceae. Gene Ontology annotation, cellular component: cytosol. The record is from RefSeq and is a predicted model, not a curated record.
AUGGCUGUACAGAACCCUAACAAUUGGCAUUGGGUCGAUAAGAAUUGUAUGAGAUGGGCCCGUGAAUAUUUUGAAAGUAAAUUAAUUGGUUUAGAGACCAAUGAUGCAUCAUCUUCAACUACUCAAUAUGUCAAGAUUAAGAAUAUAUCUUCGUUUGAAGGUGAUUGUGAAGUUAGUCAACGUAAGGGUAAAGUCAUUUCUUUAUUCGAUUUACAAAUGGUAGUAUUGUUUGAAGGACAUGUUAAUAGUCAUGAAUUGGAAGGUAGUAUAAGUAUACCUGAGAUUUCAUUUGAUAGUGAGCGUGAGGAAUAUCAAUUUGAUAUUUCUAUCUAUAAGGAGACCAGUGAAUUGAAUGAGGUGAAACCUAUCAUUAGAGAAAAAUUAUUACCUCAAAUGAGAGAUAUCUUUCAACAAUUUGGUAAAGAUUUAUUAGCUGCACAAGGUAAUGAUAUUCAAGUACCAGAAAAUCAAGUGAAUUCGCAAUUCACAAAGGCUAAUCAGCAACAGAUCCCAACUUCCAGUACUACUGUAAGUACUACUACUAGCAGCGUACCAAAGGAUGUAAAAAAACAAACCACGUCAACUACAACGAGUGCAGUUACAACUACUAAUAGUGGCGAUGCAAACCGUACUACGAUCCAUUUGGAACCAUCUUUUAUUGUCCCUGCCACAGAGAUAUACUCUACAUUUAUAGAUAAGGACCGUAUCAUGGCGUUCACCAGAGGUAGUGUACGUGUUACCAAGAGUAAAGAUUCUAAUUCUAAGAAAUUAGUCGUCGGUGAUCAAUUUGAAUUAUUUGAUGGAAAUAUUGCGAGUGAAUUGAUUGAAGCAAACUCAGAUAAAUCGCUGACUUUCAAGUGGCGUUUAAGUGAAUGGCCAACAAAAGUUUGGUCUACUUUACAAAUGACAUUCCAUGAAUCAAAGGAAUAUCAUGAGACUAAAGUCCAAGUCGCAUGGAGUGGUAUUCCAGUUGGCGAAGAGGAUCGUGUCCGUAACAACUUUGAGAAUUACUAUGUGAGACCUAUUAAAUUAACUUUUGGUUUUGGUGUUGUAUUAUAG